This is a messenger RNA of Phaethon lepturus (White-tailed tropicbird), 453 nucleotides long. It is a transcript of the gene COMMD1, whose product is annotated as copper metabolism (Murr1) domain containing 1. Gene Ontology annotation, biological process: copper ion homeostasis; positive regulation of protein ubiquitination; regulation of proteasomal ubiquitin-dependent protein catabolic process. Gene Ontology annotation, cellular component: endosome. The transcript is spliced from 3 exons. NCBI's taxonomy places the organism in Eukaryota, Metazoa, Chordata, Aves, Phaethontiformes, Phaethontidae. The annotation marks the transcript as partial. The record is from RefSeq and is a predicted model, not a curated record.
AUGUUUAAGGAUUACUCCACGCACACGGACUCUCCCUUGGAAGACUUGCGUUCGUGCUGCUGCAGCCAGUACCCCGCGGUGGCCAGCGCUGCAGACCCCGCUUUACCGACCAUCAGAAGAGCAGUAUUGCGCCAGGCGCCCGACCCAGAGUUCCCAGCAGUGACCAGUUGGUCAAUUGCUUCAGCAGACAUGGAUUUGAAUCAGCUGGAGGCUUUUCUCACUGCCCAAACCAAAAAACAAGGUGGCAUCACAUCAGAUCAAGCUGCAGUCAUUGCAAAAUUUUGGAAGAACCACCGAAUAAAGAUCCAUGAGAACCUGAUCAAUCAAAGCCGUUGGGAUAAUGUCUUGAAAAACAUGAACUGGCGAGUGGAUCUGAAGUCACAGUCAAGACACAUCGAUCAGAUAAACACUCCUGUUGCAAUAGUUGAAAUGGAACUGGGGAAAAAUGGUCAG